Molecule: messenger RNA, 876 nt
Organism: Striga hermonthica
Lineage: Eukaryota; Viridiplantae; Streptophyta; Magnoliopsida; Lamiales; Orobanchaceae
Source: the annotation of a GenBank genome assembly
AUGUCAACAUCGGCGACUGACGGGUCUAACGGCGCCGCUGGACCCAUUCUGGAUCCUUCUCAGAGACUCCACAGCCACCAGCUUCAACCAGCUCCCACCAACACCGCCGCCGCCGCCACCAACUCCGCCCUGGCCGUCAAGAAGCCCCCCGCCAAGGACCGGCACAGCAAGGUCGACGGCCGCGGCCGCCGCAUCCGCAUGCCCAUCAUCUGCGCCGCCAGAGUCUUCCAGCUCACCCGCGAGCUUGGCCACAAGUCCGACGGCCAGACUAUUGAGUGGCUCCUCCGCCAGGCCGAGCCCUCCAUUAUCGCCGCCACCGGCACCGGCACCACUCCGGCGACCUUCUCCACCAUAUCCCCAUCCUCCGCCAGAAACUCCGCCUCCUCCAUCUCCGCAGCUCUUGACCACAAACCCUUUUCACAUUCCCUUCUCACCCCCGCCCCCUUCAUCCUGGGUAAGCGGCUCCGCCCUGAUGACGAUGACCACCACCAGCAGCAACACCUCCCCAAGGAUGACGGUAAUUCCUCCACGGCCGUGGUGGGGCCUACUGUCCCUGCUGGAGGGUUUUGGGCUUUGCCGGCAAGGCCAGACUUUGGCCAAGUCUGGAGCUUUGCGGCGCCUGAAAUGGUGGUUUCAGCUACCGGGGGCUCGAAUAAUUCUCAGCAACAGCAGCAGCAACAGCAACACUCUGCGGCUGCUUUGAGGUUUUUGCAGCAACAACAGCCUUUGGGCAUUGGGGAGGCCUCAGCUGCCAGGGUUGGUAAUUACUUGCCCAUAGCGCAAGUGCAGGGACACCACCUCAAUUUGCUGGCAUCUCUAUCCAGUCCACACUCUCAAUCGGCCGAACAACAAAGAAGGGAUGCGGACGCCAAUUAA